Messenger RNA from Ceratosolen solmsi marchali, 1752 nucleotides. It is a transcript of the gene Cdc6, whose product is annotated as Cell division cycle 6. Gene Ontology annotation, cellular component: nucleus. The record is from RefSeq and is a predicted model, not a curated record. Gene Ontology annotation, molecular function: ATP binding; ATP hydrolysis activity; DNA replication origin binding. The coding region runs from base 129 to 1733 and encodes 534 amino acids. Gene Ontology annotation, biological process: mitotic DNA replication checkpoint signaling; DNA replication initiation; cell division. The transcript has 4 exons. NCBI's taxonomy places the organism in Eukaryota, Metazoa, Arthropoda, Insecta, Hymenoptera, Agaonidae.
CAAUAAGAUAAAAUAAUAAGCUUAUCUUAUAAUAAUAAGAUUAUUGCAUUAAAAUAAUUCAUUCGUUUUAAAUAAAGGUCAUUUUUCUUAGAAUAGUCAGAUAGUUUUCAACUCAGAUAUUUUGAAACAUGAGCGUACAAACGACUAUUCCAUUUCGGAUACGAAAGAAGAAUUUUUAUUCGAGUAAAGAUAAUACUCCGAAGAUAGAUUUUAGCAAUGCAUCACUGAGAAGCACUCCGACAACAAGGUACACACCAACUGUCAAAAAAAUGGUUGAUAUAAGCAGCGAAUCCGAAUCAAAUUCAGACGAGGAAAAUAUCGGUACGAAUAAUAAUAAUAUAAGAAAAACUCCAAAACGAACUAGAAGAAAGUCUAAUGGAAAAGAUGAGACCGGUUCGACUCCGCCUAAACAAAUAAAAUCUAUUUCCCCAAUAACACCGUGUAAUUUAUUAAACCAAUUGAGUUUGCUGUCUCCGACAACAAAGCAAGAUAAGUUAGCUCCAAAAAAGUUGUUUAAUAAUAACAAAUACAGCGAAGCUCGUAAGGCUUUACAUGGUUCAUUACCAGAUAAUUUGAUAGGCAGAGAAGUCGAAUUGACCAAAUUAGAAGAUUUUUUACAAGACCAUUUAGAUAAAAGAUCAUCGAGCUCUCUUUACGUGUCUGGUCUUCCAGGUACAGGGAAAACUGCUAGUCUGUCUAAUAUUAUAUCGAAAUCAAAAUUUAAAAAUGCAUUUAAAAUUAUUUAUGUUAAUUGUACUACUAUGAAGUCAGCAUCUACUAUUUAUUCCAAAAUUAUUGAAGAAUUAAAUUUAAAUAAUCAAAGACCCAUUAAAAAUAAGAAAGAUACUAUUGAAAAAUAUCUAACUCAGCCACACAAAAUGUUAUUAUUGGUACUCGAUGAAAUGGACCAACUGGAAACAAAAAAUCAAUCUGUACUUUAUUCUAUAUUCGAGUGGCCAUCGAUACCCCAAUCUAAACUUGUAUUAGUUGGGAUUGCUAAUGCUUUGGACUUAACUGACAGAAUAUUACCAAGAUUACAAUCGAGAUGUGAACUCAAGCCAAAUUUAUUGCACUUCAAACCUUAUUCAAAACAACAAAUUAUGGAUAUUUUAACACAAAGAUUAAAAGAAGCUAACGUAUUGGAUGUUUUUUCUGAUACUGCAAUGCAAUUUUUAGCAGGAAAAGUAGCGGCUAUUUCUGGCGACAUUAGAAGAGCUUUGGACAUUGGGAGAAGAAUUGUGGAAAUUGCAGAGUCACAAAAAAUGAUGCAAAUACUUCAACCUACUAAUGAAAAUGAUAAUAUAAAAAAGGGUCAAGUAAGCGAUGAAGAAAAUAGAGUAGAUUUUAAAGAUGUUCGCAUAAUUCUUAAUAGAGUAUACGGUGGCUCACAAAAUGCAGAUAACGAAGAGCAUAGUUUUCCAAUACAACAAAAGAUUCUCCUCUGUUCGUUAAUGCUUAUCUUAAAUAAAGGAAAACAUAAAGAUAUCAAUAUUGGAAGGUUAUAUCAAGUUUAUAGAAAAGUUUGUAAACCAAGAAAAAUCGUUGCAGUUGACAUGUCAGAAUUUGUAUGCUUAUGUACAUUAAUUGAAACACGAGGUAUUAUAAAACUAAUAAUGAAGAAAGAAGCUCGAUUAUCCAAAGUAAGUUUACAAUGGGAUCAAGAAGUACUGACUGCAGCAUUGCAAGAUAAAGAUCUCACAUCCGAUAUUAUAAAUGACAUUUCUUGUUUAUAAAUAUACCAUUCAUUUUUAU